Molecule: messenger RNA, 1469 nt
Organism: Spodoptera frugiperda (fall armyworm)
Lineage: Eukaryota; Metazoa; Arthropoda; Insecta; Lepidoptera; Noctuidae
Exons: 2
Coding region: 100-1446 (448 amino acids)
Source: RefSeq, a predicted model, not a curated record
UUCAACAUUUAUUGUAAUACUUACCGAUAAACAUUUAACUGCUCUACGCUUUUGAAUAAAUAUUUCUGAUAGGAUACAUGUUAGACAUGUUGAAGUAAAAUGCGGUAUUUUUAUUUAACGAUUUUGGUUUUCUUCUUCGGCGCUAUUCAGGCAUCGAACUUUUUGAAUCUUAAAGAAAUUAGAUCGAUCUUAAAGAAAAGCCUGAACAGUAAUGUUGAUCCGAAGCGAACAGUGCUGGCUCAAGGCUCAAUGAAGAGGAUUCAAGAUAGAAUGGAAGACGAUGCAGAAGACAGAAAAUUAGCUCAAAAUAAAGCUAAGGUCUUGAAAAAAGUACGAAAUCACAAGACAGACAAGAACCUUGAUAGUGAUCUAUUUUCUCAAAAGUUAACAGAAAGUGCCGAUAAAAGAAUCGGCAGAGAAUACUUUCUCAUGGAUCCUGUUUUAAACGAGCUACGAAGACGUGGCAAAUUAACUGACUUUAGAAAAAAAGGUUCCGAUACCGAUGAGAGUGGUAGUUCGUCAUUGGGCAUACCCGAUUGGAAGCAAGAAUGGAAUGAACUUUGGCUCCAGAAAAAAUUUGAAGCUCUGAAUUCUUCUAUAAUUAGGGGUGACGUGGUAAAUAUGGCGGCUGCUAGACCGUGGGGAAGGUAUUGCGGAGAUCCUAAUCAACAUGACGCACCAUGGGGUACUUGCAUGUUACCUGCUGAAUGCGAACCAGAGUACCGAAUAUAUCGCGGUGAUAUCCACUGUGGUAACACUAUGUACAUUUGUUGCGCUAUCGUAGGUACAAAGUAUGACCUGUAUAAUGGAUUAGAUAUAUCUUUUGAAGAUUCAGAGUUUGGUACUGAUACCAACGAGUUGAUUCAUCAAAAUGAAGACGCAAGCAAGAAAGAUCGUAGCAAGGACAGAAAUAAACGGAAGAGAGACAGAGAAAAGAGGAAAAAGAAAAUUUUGAGGAAAAUUCGGAAAAUUGUAAAAGAAAUCCGAAAGAUAUUGGGUAAUGCGUACAAAAAUGCAACUAGUGAACGGAAGAAGAGAACGAAACAAUUGAAGAAGUUCAUCGAAAGUAUGAAGAAGCAGUACAAGAAGGAUCGCCAGGCUGUGGCGAAAGUCCACGAUACUGAUAUGAUAAAAAUAGAUGACAAUUUGAAAGCUAAAUUGGAUCACAUAAAGGGUCUUAAUGAAAACUUUAUGACGAACGAAACGUUUAGAAAUAUUAUUGUUAAUGGAUCGUUGAGUAAAAGAAAGCUGAAGCGACUCCUGCGAAGUUAUCCAGAUUUGGCUAAAUACAUGAAACAAAAACGUAGAAGCUCACUCAAGAAUAAACGGAGAAGUGGUAUUGAUUUGACUAUAGGAGUAGAUCCAGGAGAUAGAGUUCAUCGAUCUGCGAAGCUGAAACCUGAUAAACCCGAUUAUGACGUCGAGUACGGCAUGCUUUAUUAUUGAGUAAUAAAAGUUUGCGUCCAAUA